Molecule: messenger RNA, 1425 nt
Organism: Ascochyta rabiei
Lineage: Eukaryota; Fungi; Ascomycota; Dothideomycetes; Pleosporales; Didymellaceae
Product: Citrate (Si)-synthase
Exons: 5
Coding region: 1-1425 (474 amino acids)
Biological process (GO): carbohydrate metabolic process; tricarboxylic acid cycle
Cellular component (GO): mitochondrial matrix
Molecular function (GO): 2-methylcitrate synthase activity
Source: RefSeq, a predicted model, not a curated record
AUGGCCCUGAGCGCACGAACUGCUGCGAGAGCUCUCCGAGCUGCAAAGCCCUCGCCCACUCGUCCUUUCGCAUCUGUGCAGGCAUGCACCUACUCGUCCUCUGCCGAGCCUACACUCAAGGAGACCUUCGAAAGAGUCCUGCCUGCGAAGCGCGAGCUGCUAAAGAGGGUCAAAGCUCAGAGCGACAAGAAGCUCGGUGAAGUCAAGGUCGAGAAUGCGUUAGGAGGCAUGAGAGGCCUGAAGGCCAUGGUAUGGGAAGGCUCCGUCCUCGACGCCAACGAGGGCAUUCGAUUCCACGGCAAGACCAUCAAGGACUGCCAGCAAGUGCUCCCCAAGGGCACGUCUGGCACCGAGAUGCUGCCCGAGGCCAUGUUCUGGUUGCUGCUCACAGGCGAAGUCCCUUCGGUCGCCCAGACCCGUGUUCUGUCUCGCGAGCUGGCGGAGAAGGCGCAAAUCCCCAAGUUCGUCGCCAAGAUGCUGGACGACUUCCCCAAGGACCUCCACCCCAUGACGCAGUUUGCCUGCGCCGUCUCCGCGCUCAACUACGAGUCCAAGUUUGCAAAGGCGUACGAGAAGGGCAUCAACAAGGCCGAUUACUGGGAGCCGACCUUUGACGACUCCAUCAGCCUGCUCGCCAAGCUGCCCACCAUUGCUGCCAAGAUCUACCAGAACGCAUACCGCGGCGGCGGUGCUCUGCCCAACCAAGUCGAUCUCGACCAAGAUUGGUCGUACAACUUCGCUGCCAUGCUGGGCAAGGCCGGCGAGGAGAACGAGGGUUUCCAAGAUCUCCUCCGCUUGUACCUCGCUCUGCACGGCGACCACGAGGGUGGUAACGUGUCGGCGCACGCCACGCACCUGGUUGGUUCAGCGCUCAGCGAUCCCUUCCUCAGCUACAGCGCUGGUCUACAAGGUCUUGCUGGCCCACUCCACGGCCUCGCUGCUCAGGAAGUGCUGCGCUUUAUUCUGGACAUGCAGAAGGCGGUUGGCGACAAGUUCAGCGAGAGCGACGUCAACAAAUACCUCUGGAGCGUGUUGAAGUCUGGACGCGUCAUCCCCGGGUAUGGCCACGCCGUGCUCAGGAAGCCUGACCCGCGUUUCCAAGCUCUCAUGGACUUUGCCGACGCUCGUCCUGAUAUCGCCGCCAACCCGGUGUACCAGCUCGUGAAGACCAACUCGCAAAUUGCUCCUGGUGUGCUCACCGAGCACGGCAAGACCAAGAACCCCUUCCCCAACGUCGACUCGUCUUCGGGUGUCCUGUUCCACCACUACGGCUUCAAGGAGACACUCUACUACACUGCUACAUUCGGUGUCAGCCGCGGCCUUGGACCGCUCGCACAGCUCAUCUGGGACCGGGCACUGGGUCUGCCUAUUGAGCGCCCCAAGAGCAUCAACCUGCAGGGCAUUUUAGACCAGGUUGGUGCGUAG